This is a messenger RNA of Acanthisitta chloris (rifleman), 2471 nucleotides long. RefSeq names its product phosphatidylinositol 4-kinase, catalytic, beta (gene PI4KB). Gene Ontology annotation, biological process: phosphatidylinositol phosphate biosynthetic process; phosphatidylinositol-mediated signaling. The record is from RefSeq and is a predicted model, not a curated record. The transcript is spliced from 11 exons. Gene Ontology annotation, cellular component: cytoplasm; membrane. Lineage: Eukaryota; Metazoa; Chordata; Aves; Passeriformes; Acanthisittidae. The coding region runs from base 1 to 2457 and encodes 818 amino acids. Gene Ontology annotation, molecular function: 1-phosphatidylinositol 4-kinase activity.
AUGGGAGACUCUGUCGCAGACCCGUCCCGAGGGACAGGCUUGGAGCAGGUGCCUCAAGGGAAUGGGGGGACAUCCCUCAGUGUCAUCACAGAAGGUGUUGGGGAGCUGGCGGUCAUUGACCCUGAGGUGGCCAAGAAAGCCUGUGAGGAGGUCCUGGAGAAGGUCAAGCUGAUGCAUGGUGUCUCCUCUGACAGCUUUCCGAAACCAACCGACGGCAGCGAGCACAUCCCACAGGGCACCACGGUGGAUUUGGCCAACGGAGACAUUGGGGAUGGCUGUGAAAUCAGGUGCUUGGACGAUCCACCUGGCACAGCCACGAGGAUCCAGGAGGAGGAUGAGACCGCGGCCAACACGGUGAAGACAGCGCGGAAGCGGCAGAAGAACAACUCUGCCAAGCAGUCGUGGCUCCUGCGGCUCUUCGAAUCCAAACUCUUUGAUAUCUCCAUGGCCAUUUCAUACCUGUACAAUUCCAAGGAACCUGGCGUGCAGGCUUACAUUGGGAACAGGUUGUUCUGCUUUAGGAAUGAGGAGGUGGACUUUUACCUGCCGCAGCUGCUGAACAUGUACAUCCACAUGGACGAGGAUGUGGGAGAUGCCAUCAAGCCCUACAUCGUGCACCGCUGCCGGCAGAGCAUCAACUUCUCCCUGCAGUGUGCCCUUCUCCUGGGUGCCUACUCCUCAGACAUGCACAUCUCCACCCAGCGACACUCCCGUGGGACCAAGCUGCGGAAGCUCAUCCUCUCCGAUGAGUUGAAACCAGCAUACAAGAAGAGGGAGCUGCCGUCGCUGAACCCCGUGCCCGACACGGGGCUGUCUCCUUCCAAAAGGACUCACCAGAGGUCCAAAUCAGAUGCCACCGUUUCCAUCAGCAUGAGCAGCAAUCUGAAGCGCACAGCCAGCAAUCCCAAGGUGGAAAGCGAGGAGGAGGAGCUCUCCUCGAGUACGGAAAGUCUCCCUAAGUCACUGUGUCCCCCAGUCCGACUCGCCCCAGAGAGGGAAUUCAUCAAGUCCCUGAUCGCCAUUGGGAAACGCUUGGCCACACUCCCAACCAAAGAGCAGAAGACCCAGCGGCUGAUCUCGGAGCUGUCCCUGCUGCCGGCGCGUGCCUGGCUGCCCACCGCCGGCUUCGACCACCACGUGGUGCGCGUGCCACACACCCAGGCCGUCGUCCUCAACUCCAAGGAUAAGGCUCCCUAUUUAAUCUAUGUUGAAGUACUUGAAUGUGACAAUUUCGACACAGCGAAUGUCCCCGCGCGGAUUCCGGAGAAUCGCAUCCGCAGCACCCGCUCGGCCGAGAACCUGCCUGAGUGUGGGAUCACCCAUGAGCAGAGGACCAGCAGCUUCACCACUGUCCCCAACUAUGACAAUGAUGAUGAGGCUUGGUCUGUGGAUGACAUUGUGGAGCUGCAGGUGGAGCUGCCAGAGAUCCACACCAACAGCUGUGACAACAUCUCCCAGUUCUCUGUGGACAGCAUCACCAGCCAGGAGAGUCGUGAGCCUGUGUUCAUUGCUGCUGGGGAUAUCCGGCGGCGGCUGUCGGAGCAGCUGGCACACACUCCCACCUCCUUCAGGAGGGACCCCGAGGACCCUUCUGCUGUUGCCCUGAAGGAGCCCUGGCAGGAGAAAGUUAGGAGGAUUCGGGAAGGGUCUCCCUACGGACACCUGCCCUCCUGGCGCCUCCUCUCUGUCAUCGUCAAGUGUGGGGAUGACCUGCGCCAGGAGCUCUUGGCCUUCCAGGUGCUCAAGCAGCUGCAGUCCAUCUGGGAACAGGAGCGUGUCCCCCUCUGGAUCAAGCCAUACAAAAUCCUCGUCAUCUCCGCCGACAGUGGCAUGAUUGAGCCCGUGGUGAAUGCUGUGUCCAUCCACCAAAUCAAGAAGCAAUCCCUGCUCUCCCUGCUGGAUUAUUUCCUGCAGGAACACGGGAAUUACAACACAGAAUCCUUCCUGACAGCGCAGAGGAACUUUGUGCAGAGCUGUGCUGGGUACUGCCUGGUGUGCUACCUGCUGCAGGUCAAAGACAGGCACAAUGGCAACAUCCUCCUGGAUGCAGAUGGACACAUAAUCCACAUCGAUUUUGGGUUCAUCCUCUCCAGCUCCCCCAGGAAUCUUGGCUUUGAGACCUCUGCCUUCAAGCUCACCACGGAAUUUGUGGAUGUGAUGGGGGGGCUGGAUGGGGACAUGUUCAACUACUACAAGAUGCUGAUGCUGCAGGGGCUCAUUGCUGCCAGAAAGCACAUGGAUAAGGUCGUGCAGAUUGUGGAGAUCAUGCAGCAAGGCUCACAGCUCCCGUGCUUCCAUGGCUCCUCCACCAUCCGGAACCUCAAGGAGCGAUUCCACAUGAAUAUGACGGAGGAGCAGCUGCAGCUGCUGAUUGAGCAGAUGGUGGACGGCAGCAUGAGAUCCAUCACCACAAAGCUCUACGAUGGCUUCCAGUACCUCACCAACGGCAUCAUGUGACAGCCACAGCCUGC